Molecule: messenger RNA, 1799 nt
Organism: Mercurialis annua (annual mercury)
Lineage: Eukaryota; Viridiplantae; Streptophyta; Magnoliopsida; Malpighiales; Euphorbiaceae
Product: formin-like protein 14
Exons: 1
Coding region: 134-1696 (520 amino acids)
Source: RefSeq, a predicted model, not a curated record
AUAUUCAUCACCGCUGCUCUUUAAAUUUCAUUUCCACCAUCAAUCCACUUCGCUUCAUUAAUUUAAUUAAAGCAACCAAAAGUAUACCAAAAAGAAACUCAAAAAAACUCCCAAACCCAAAACCCAAAAACUUAUGGAACAACAACAAGAAACGCCACCAUUUUGGCUUCAAGCCACCGAUCACCACCACCACCACGGCGGCGAACGCCGCCUCAAAAGACAAGCAUCCUCAAUCUUCCUAAACUCCGGUGUCAUUCUCAUAGUCUUAUUAGUCACUGCUUUUGUUUUUAUUUUCAUUAUAGUCCCUAAACUUUUACAUUUCACCUCUCAAAUCUUUAACCCAAAUGUAAUCAAGAAAAGCUGGGAUUCACUUAAUCUUGUCUUAGUGUUGUUUGCUGUAGUGUGUGGAUUUCUUAGUAGAAACAACAUUAAUAACAUUAAUGAUAAUACUACUCCAAGGUAUAAUCAAAGAUCAUCGGAGCCGUCAACUCCUUCUCGUAGAUGGUCUGAUCAUCAGAAUUAUCAAGAUCGGACGGUGAAUAAUAACUAUAGUAGCUUCAAUAGACUGAGAAGUUUCAGUUCGUACCCAGAUCUAAGACAAGAAUCUUUGUUGGUAAACAAUGAUGAACGGUGGAGAUUCUAUGAUGAUACUCAUGUUAAAUUUUCAAGCUCUUAUUAUCAAGAAAAUCUGCCGAAGCAAGAUCAAGAACCUGUAAAACAAGAACAAGAACAUGAAAAACAAGACUUGGGUAUUAAAGAUAUAAGCGUUGAGACUUCUAUACCACCGUCUCCUCCUCCGGCGCCGCCGUCAGUGACACCUCCGAAGGUGGUGACGAAGAGUGGUAACUCUACUGGGAGAAGGAAGGUGAAAAGAACAUUUCACGAUCUUGAAAAGAGAAAACAAGAUAAAGAAGUGGAAGUUGUCGAGAACUACUAUACACCAAAACCACCACCUUCUUCUCCUCCACCACCUCCGCCUCCUCCGCCGGCGGCGGCCAUUUCAAGUCAUGACAAAAGAAGAGGUAAAGAUUUGUUGAUCUCACUGAGAAGAAAGAAAAAGAAGCAGAGACAAAAGAGUGUUGAGAAUCUUGAAAGCUUAUUCGAGUCUCAAACUGUUCCAUCUUACAUUACACCACCACCUCCUCCGCCACCUCCGCCGCCGCCACCUUUCUUUCAAAAUCUUUUCUCAACCAAGAAAAGCAAACUCAAGAAACAUAAACAUCACUCAGCACCACCACCACCACCGCCUCCUCCGCCACCAGCACAACCUUCUAACUCCUACAAAUCAAGAAUCACCGUUCAAGAUUCAGCAAUCACAUCCUAUACAGAGAGCGGCAAUGCAUCACAUGCACCGGUAAUAUCAAUGCCUCCACCUCCUCCUCCUCCGCCGCCGCCUCCAUUCAAGAUGAAACCGUGGAGAUUUAUUCAAGAUGGUGACUAUGUUAGAGUGGCAAGUUUUAACAGUUCAAGGAGUGGAUCGCCUGACUUGGACAGUGAAGACCCGUCAGACAAAGAAUCUAGUCCAAUGGGUGAAUCGACAGUGCCGUCAAUGUUUUGUCCGAGUCCUGAUGUUAAUACUAAAGCUGAAAAUUUUAUUGCAAGAUUUAGAGCUGGUCUCACAUUGGAGAAGGUUAAUUCUGUUAAAGGAAGAUCCAAUCUUGGCCCAGGUAGAGUUGAAGGUCAAGGCACAAGUUAAUUUUCUUAAUUUUUUAAUUUUUUAAAAUUUUGGAUGAGGUCUUGUUGAUUUUGAGUUGAUUUUAACACAUACACAUGAAAUUAAUUAUACAUUUUGUUUUAAA